AUGCCUUAUAGUAUGACGAAUGUGUUACAGCAUCAACAAACAAAUCUUCAGCAUUUGUACAGUUUACAAAACCAUUCUAAGAGCCUGAAUUCAGACUUUGGCAAAGAUCAAUCCUACCUCCCAAAAGAGGUACAGCAAUUUGUUGUCGAACAUCAAGAGACAAAAAGUACUCUGUAUGGUAAGAAUAAUACGGACAAUGAUGAUGCAACUACGCUUUCUUCAAAUAAUGAGAGGACGGUCGUUCGAACAGCAUUAGAUUCAGACAGGCUUCAAGUACCGAAUACAUCAAAUAAUGGAAUAAAUCAUGUUCGAUAUGCCUCCUUACCGAAUAAUAUCAACCUUAACACCAACAAUAUCCAAGUAUCGGUAAAUUCUGGCAAUUAUGCCACAUUCAAUGGAAUUAAAAGGUUCAAGAACUCUUUAACUAAUGCGUCAUUUCAAUCAAGAUUGAGAAAUUCAUUACAAUCACAACACAAGAGUUUACAACAGCAGAUCCAGUUCGAUACUGAUCCCACAUCUCCUACAUCCGUUCUUGUACCAACUACAGCCCAACCUACUGUUCUAUUGGCUAAUAGGUUUUCUGCAUGGAGAAGUGUCAUAAAAUCAACACUAAUUUAUCUGAAUGAAAUUGCAUCGAUACAAGACGAAAUUGUCAGGCAACAACUAAGAUUAGCUCAAUCCAUUCAAUUCCCGUUUUUUACUGUCGAAAAUUCAUAUCAGCCUACAACGACGCAUGAUAAAGUGAAUCAAAAUUUCUUUUUGCCUCUGGGGAAUGGAUCUGUUCAAGAUCUGCCAACAAUCUUGAUUUGUUAUCAUAACUCGAUGGCUGCUAAUGCAUCAAAAGCGUCCAAAGAACUUAUUACUGAAGUGAUUCCAAGGUUAAAUGCUCUGAAAGAUGAUCUGCUAGUCAAGAUAAAAGAAAUUAAAUCGUUACAAUCUGAUUUUAAGAAUAAUUGCUUGAAAGAAAUUGAAGCCACCAAAGCUUUACUUAAAACGUUUAAAGAAGCUAUAUGUGACACGAAAAUAUCAAGUAAACCAAAAGUCGAUCCAUAUCUGGCAAAAUUAACAUUGAAUAGACAACUUAAAAGACAAUUGAGUGAAGAGAAUUUCUUGCAUGAAGCAUUUAAUAAUUUACAAGUAUCUGGCCGAGAAUUAGAAAAUGUUGUCGUUAUGGAAAUUCAAAAUGCAUUGACCAUAUACGCUACUUUAGUCGGUCAGCAAGCUCAAGUAGUGUUUGAUCUACUAAUUUCAAAAUUAGAUCUAGGUCUUCUCAAUAUCGACCCUGUAUUUGAAUGGACCAAUUUUAUUUCUAGAGAUGCAAAUUUUCUGGGUCAUGAUGUAGCAAUGAGAAAUUUCAAGGAAAUCAAAUACAAAUAUCAAGACGAUCCAUUCACGUUUGAAUUGAAAUCAGGCCAUUUGGAAAGAAGAUCGAAAUUUUUGAAAAACUAUACAAAGGGUUACUAUGUCCUAACAGCAACUUUUUUGCAUGAAUUCAGAACUUCAGAUAGAAAAAAUGACAUUGCUCCAUUAAAUUCAUUUCUUUUAUCAGAUUGUGCUAUAAAGGAAUAUUCGAAUAACAAAGCCGAAGUAAAAUUCACCCUUCAUCAAAAGGAGGUUGGUUUGUUGAGUAGGGGUCACAAUUGGACUUUUAAAGCUAAUUCUAAUAAAUCUAUGGUUGAAUGGUUUGGUAUGAUUAAAACAAUAAGUGAACUGAAAAAUCGUAAAGAAAAACUGAAAUUUAUUAAAGACCAAAUACGCAAGAACACAGGUAAUUUGUUAACAGUUAAAAAAUCAGAGAGUUUAAAUGAUUCUAAUGUGGAAACUAUCGAUAUUAGUAAAAAUAUUCCAAGCUUAGUAAACAUAGAUACCCAAACAUCAUCCUCGUUUCCAGACACGCCGGAUUCACGUAAUUUCUCAAUCACGAAGUUGUUGGUCGAAAUUCCUUCUGAUGGCCACAGAACUAAGGUGUAG
Molecule: messenger RNA, 1971 nt
Organism: Kazachstania africana CBS 2517
Lineage: Eukaryota; Fungi; Ascomycota; Saccharomycetes; Saccharomycetales; Saccharomycetaceae
Gene: SLM1
Product: phosphatidylinositol 4,5-bisphosphate-binding protein
Exons: 1
Coding region: 1-1971 (656 amino acids)
Source: RefSeq, a predicted model, not a curated record